This is a messenger RNA of Aplysia californica (California sea hare), 849 nucleotides long. RefSeq names its product sterile alpha motif domain-containing protein 15. Gene Ontology annotation, molecular function: protein binding. The record is from RefSeq and is a predicted model, not a curated record. Lineage: Eukaryota; Metazoa; Mollusca; Gastropoda; Aplysiida; Aplysiidae. The coding region runs from base 24 to 470 and encodes 148 amino acids. The transcript is spliced from 4 exons.
CUUGCUAGGAUACAGUAAACAAAAUGGCGUCGGUGGAGGCUACAAUUGUGGAAGAUUUAAAGGAUCCAAGAGUCCCUUCAGCUCUUUAUUGGACAAUAGAACACGUAGCUGACUGGAUAGAGGAGUUAGGCUUCCCACAGUACAGGGCUUGUUUCCUGACAAAUCUGAUCAAUGGCCGUAAGCUGUGCUGCCUUCAUGCCUCUGCUUUCCCAGACAUUGGAAUCACAGAUUUUGAGCACAUUAAGAUAAUAGCCAAAAACAUUAGAGACUUGAUUUAUCUUGAAGAGCCCUUCUGGAACAGAAGUAUAGCUGACCCUCCCAAAAAUGACCUGGGCAUGUACUUGGAGCUGAAAUCUUCAACUGGAAAGAACAUCGACACCACCACCCUCAAACAGAUGUAUCUCAACAACCCCGACCCCAAGUGGCAGCCACCACUCUCAAAUCAGUGCAUGAUUCUGCCACGAAACUAACACCCCAUGUGAUGUCUGUCCUUUCACGUUUUCCGAACAGUGCUAUUGCUAUAUGAACAGAAUAUUUUCAAACUCACGUAUGGAUUCAACCCCAAGAAGUUGAAGCGACAUUUCAUUAAAAGGAGACUGGCACAAAUGCUCAGAUGGAACAAAGGAACAUUAUAUUAAAGCGUAUAAAGUAAAAUAAGGAGGCUGAAAUAUACGACUGAUUAAUCCUACCAUUUUUAGCUGUUUUGUAGGACAAACAGCUCAACAAAAGUCCCCAAAGGAAUAUCAAUAGAAAAUUUUCAUAAGUGAAGGACAGUAUUUAAGUGGGUGCUGUGUAAAAAUAACCCUUGUAAAUAGUUCACAAAACAAUAAAUUCUCUGAUGUACACAUA